Molecule: messenger RNA, 338 nt
Organism: Paramuricea clavata
Lineage: Eukaryota; Metazoa; Cnidaria; Anthozoa; Malacalcyonacea; Plexauridae
Source: the annotation of a GenBank genome assembly
AUGGCGUCAACAGCUGUGCUGUUUUGCUUCCUUGUUCUGCACUGUAUAACUGCUCUUGACGCACAGUGUAGCCAUUUAACGUAUACCACGAUUAAUAAUGUCCGACGCAGUACAGCGUACACUGCUACUUAUGAUUUGUGCGAUCGUGGUUUGAUCCAAGAUGGAUCAUGGUACAGGUUUAAAAGUGCGGCUGGCGAUAAGAUGCCCGAGUCUGAUCCAAAGAUAAAACACUGUGGAACUUAUAUUCCCAUCUGGAUGAAUGGAAGGCAUCCAGCUACACCUGGUGUAGUGGUGGACAGAACUGCAUGUGCGUCAGUUCCACGGCGGCGUCCUGUUGG